CCGUCGUGUAGUCAGCUGGUCCACGCUCAUGCGCAGUGCUCGGCUUUGUGCUGCCAACCUGACGGGACCCGACGGGUUUCACGGUCCGCGUUCCUUGUUCAACGUUUCCUUGAUCUCGUGAAUUUAGGAAAUCAGUCGGCCACACAAUUAUUGGAAUGACGAAGUGCUUUUGUGUGGUUGAGUUUGGGGGGGGGGGGGGGGGGGGAGAGAGGAGGGCGGGCGCCGUUGUUGCUAUGCGAGGCGGUUGCUAGGGAGCUGCAGUUGGCAGCACUCCUACCCGAUCUGCUUCGUCAGUCGGUGACGCAGUGUGAAGCGAGGUGAGCGGGUGCGUGGUUGUUUGCGUGCCCAUUAUCACAAAACUGCGCCACUGCGCCCUGUUUUCCUAUAUCGUCGCACGCGAAUCUUCCGUGUAAUAAACGCGAGAUCAGUAAGUAGGUUUGCUCUGGCUGGUAGCCAUUUUGUUUUCGUGAUGGUCUGCUGUUGAUUGCUUGUACCUUGAAGCUAAAGUGCGUUGUGAAGCUCUUUGUGUUUUCGCCGACCGCGGAUAAGUUGCUUCUACGAAAUUGGAGGCGUUGACUGCAAGUAACGUGUCCCAGGCAGUGUCUUGGCAUCACUCGGCACUGCAGACACGUCAGCGAUGGAACGAGAGUCUAACCCCAUGCAGGCAAUGUGUCGCUCGGGCUGCGGAUUCUACGGUUCUCCGGCCACGGACGGUCUGUGCUCGCUGUGCUACAAGGAGGCCUUGAAGAAGAAGCAGCAGCCCCCUUCGUCGGCCUCCACGCCCUCCCCCAGCAGUAGCGCCACCGCGGCCGCCGCCGCAGCCGCGGGCUUCGCGGUGGCCGUCGACACCGCACACCCCACCAUCCCUGUCAUAACGGCCGCCAUGCUGCCGGACUCCAGCAAAGACAAGAACGCGGACCUCGAUGGGGCCUCCGCGGCGGCCGGCGCCGAGAGCUCGGCCAGCAGCGGGGAGGCAGACGACAGCUUUGACUCGAAGGACUCCGACAAGGAGACCAAGAAGAAGAAGAACCGCUGUGCUACUUGCCGCAAGAAGGUUGGACUCACAGGUUUCGAGUGCAGAUGCGGAGGCCUGUUCUGCGCAGUCCACCGAUACAGCGACAAACACGAGUGCACGUUCGACUACAGAGAGCUGGGAGCGCAAGAAAUACGCCGCAAUAACCCCGUCGUGGUUGGCGAGAAGAUACAGAAGAUUUGAACCGCCCCAUUGUACGCUGGCAGCUCUCAUUUUCAAAUGUGCCAUCGUUCUUCUGGUUACAGAACAACCGCCACAGUUUCUCUUGGCCAUUUAAAAAUUAGAGUUUUGCUUCCCCCUCCCCUCCAGAACUUGUGCAAAAAAAAAUGCAAGACUAGCGAGUGGUUAACAAAACUGAACUGAAAGUUCAUGGGUAAUUAAAACAAUAAUGAUUUAAACUUAUCCUUGCUUUGUUAUUUUUUAGGUUAGCCACCACAGUAACAUGUCGCGAUGAAGUGCUUUGUCCAGAUAUUCCACGAGAAGACUUCGGAGGGUUGGCAGAACGUUGAAGAGUUGUGUGUCAAAUUCUAAAAGUCUUGUGAUUACGUUAAUGGGAAGGUUGAGUUGCCAGGUAGAUACUGCUUCCUUGUUUUCAAGUUGCAUAUGAAUAUAAUUUUUGUUGGAAAGUUACAUAGGUGUAGUAUAAUUGUUUUUUGUGUUUGGGAAUGCUUGUGCGUGCGUGUGGGUUGUCGUGGUGUUACCAUGUGCCGUGAACUACGAGCUGCGGAACCUUGCUCCGCCGAACUCUGGCGGGUUCUGCCGGCGUCGGUCGUGGCUUGUCAGUGUGUUGUUGCUAUUAAGUUGGUGUUCUUACCUCAUGAGUUAACUAUUUUUUUGGUUCGUUACAGUUUUGACCAUGUGUAUUCACAGGACUGGGAAACUGGAAGAAUUUUUGGUUUCGCUAGCGUUUGUCACUCGGUAAAAUUUCUUGUUGCUUAUUCAGUGUUGCAAGUUUGGUUGCAUGGUAGUAAUUCCUGGUGAAAAUUUUACCUAUUGUACUAAUUAUAUUGUAAUUACAAGUAAUGAGCACAUAUGUAGUUUAUAUUGAGAUAAUACAUGCUGUCCAUACUAUGCUCUUUAUUUGUGGAAGACUUUGAAUUGCACUAAGUUACUAUCUUUUUUCUUUUAGAUUGGGCCAUUCCCAGCGUGAAAUUUUUUUUUAAAACAGUUCAUGUGUUGGAGGGCAAAGUGCAAUUAAAAUCAUUAAGUAGGAAGUGGAUUUUCAGUGUCUCCUUGUUUUAUUGAAUAAACAUGACUUAUUGAUCCCUGUUCAUUAAUAAUUUUUUUUUAUCGAAACCUUGCGAUCAGAUUUGUAAACAGGUUUGUGCUGCAAAGUUUUCUUUCCAUACAUAACUUUGUUUCCUCGCUUGAAAUUGAUCAGCGACCGACUGGCUGUGGUUGAUACUAGUGUUCCGUUUGCUUUGCUCCGUGCAAUUGCCUGUAACCCCGGGUUUGUUUAAAAAGUGGUUGGUCCAAAACAGUAGAGCACAGUAUGUAUAUAAUGUGUUUAAGUUGUACAUCGUAAUUACUGAAAUGUUUUAAAGAAAGUGUUUCAUUAUCCAGUAAUAUACUUGUGUAUAAAUAUAAUUUUUUGUUUUGUUUGCUGAGGAGUUGGUUUGUCCCAGAGUUCACCAAUAAUACUUACAAUUGAGUUGAGGUUUCGAGAUUGGGACAACUCAUGUUGUGAUUUAAAGCAUCUGUAUAAAUUACUUCACGUUUUUAAAUAUUUUAAACUACAUAUUCUUGAAGUAUUGUAUGAGGUCGAUAAGAAUAAACCUUCCAAUUUGA
Molecule: messenger RNA, 2821 nt
Organism: Bacillus rossius redtenbacheri
Lineage: Eukaryota; Metazoa; Arthropoda; Insecta; Phasmatodea; Bacillidae
Gene: drn
Product: AN1-type zinc finger protein 6
Exons: 4
Coding region: 638-1216 (192 amino acids)
Molecular function (GO): zinc ion binding; DNA binding
Source: RefSeq, a predicted model, not a curated record